AUGGAAUCACAUCGAGGUCUUUCUGUAAUAACUGCGGAGCUGCCUGCAAAUACUUGCAGGUGUGGGAGGUCAUUUUCUCAAACCAACAACUUCAACAAUCAUCUGCGUUCUUGCAAGGUGGUGAAGAACCGUGUGGCCAGAGGUCUUACGAAGGCUAAAGAACUCUGGGAGAUUCGAAAGCAGCAGCGUAGCCAAAAGACAGCUGUCGAGACCCAGGGUUGCACAACACUUCUACAUGGCAGCCACAAAACGGAAACGAGCGAGAACUUCCAGCAUGCCAUAGGCGACGACUCUGUUGUAUCUGAUGUUGAUGUUGUGCCUUCUGACAUGCCUAUUGCACUUCGAAAGGGUGCACGCAGAGAUGUCCCGCAGCCAGCACGCUAUCAUGAUAUCUUGCCUUGCCCAGCUCCCUCCCUGCCGCCCCAUGAUCUCAGAAGGUCCUCGGAGCAUUCUGACUCCUUUGAGGUGGGGGCAAGCAAAAGCCUCGUUCAAACAUCUAUGUCACAGCUUAUCCUGCGUUCACCCAGCAAUAUUUUUGGCCUUGUUCGCGUGUAUGUUGGGGGCGAAUUCCCUCAGCACGACCCAGAAGAACAUGUCCAAUUUGAAGAUCUUUGCACUCGCAUCUCCGAAACAUCGUCACCUUCGCCUCCUGGGGCAGCAGCACCCCCACAGGACUUCUUUCCAUAUCCAAAUUACAGUUCUUUUCGUCUCGGUGAUUGGUAUUGGAAUGAUGGAACUCAGAAAACUCAGGCUACAUUCCAAAACCUCGUCCGUAUCAUCGCGGACCCUCAGUUUGUACCGGCCGAUAUCCUUCACAACAAGUGGGAUCAUAUCAAUGCUGUUCUUGGGGAAAACCAAGCUGACGACGAUGAAGACUGGGUGGAUGCUGCUGAUGAAGGGUGGCGUGUGUCGCAGAUUAAGAUCAGCGUGCCUUUUCACACUGGGGCGACACACCCUGGUGCAAGGAUAUACGAAGGUGCCCACUUGUAUCAUCGUUCACUGGUUGCCGUGAUGAAGGAACGAGUCUCCGAUCCCCAUUACUUCUGUCAUUUUCACAUUGAACCGUACAAGCUCCUAUGGCAGACACGCACAGGUUCGGGUAAGAAAGAAAGCUGUGUAUAUGGCGAGGUAUACACCUCACGGGCCUUUCUUCGGGCUCACACAGAGCUCCUUAGCUCUCCGCGUGAGGCGGGCUGCGAGUUGCCUCGCGUCAUAUGUGCAUUCAUGUUUUGGUCAGAUGCUACACACCUCACAUCUUUCGGUAACACAAAACUCUGGCCUGUAUACGUAUACUUCGGUAAUGAGUCCAAAUAUCGUCGCGGAAAACCAAGCUUCAAAUCCUGCAACCAUGUUGCAUACCUCGAGAAGCUACCCCCUUCCUUUAAUGACUUUGCUUCAAAGUUUACCGGUGGGAAAGGACCGACAAGUCAAUUUUACACACAUUGUGGGCGGGAAUUCUUUCACGAACAGAUGAAAGCUCUCAUCGAUGAUGAAUUUGCGUAUGCAUGGGAGCAUGGGAUUGUUAUCAGAUGUGGCGAUGGUAUCUCUCGACGGUUUUAUCCGCGUAUCUUCACAUAUUCCGCAGAUUAUCCAGAAAAGAUCCUUUUAGCUAGUAUUCGCGACAAAGGAGCCUGCCCUUGCCCGCGUUGCCUAGUCCCUAAGAUGGAGAUUAGCAAGUUGGGAUCUGCAGAAGAUCGUCAAAAAAGGAAGUCUUCAGCAAGAGUGGAUGACGUGGGGCGGCGCCGUAACAUUGCCAAGGCGAGGAAUCUGAUCUACAAAGAAAACAAUCGGGUAAAUGGUGCCGCUGUAGAAAGGAUUUUAAAAGAGGCGUCUUUGGUCCCCAACCAAAAUGCAUUUUCCGACAACUUAAGUCAUCUUGGAUUCAAUUUUUUUCAAAUGCUGGCCGUUGAUUUGCUGCAUGAAUUUGAACUGGGAGUGUGGAAAGCAUUAUUCACUCACCUUCUCCGUAUCCUGGCAGCAAUCAAUCCAGAUUUGCUAAAUGAACUUGACCGAAGAUAUCGACAAAUCCCAACCUUCGGCAAGGGCACCAUUCGAAAGUUUUCUUCCAACACUUCUCAAAUGAAGAAGUUGGCCGCUCGCGACUUUGAGGAUAUUUUGCAAUGUGCAUUGCCCGUGUUUGACGGCUUACUGACUGGCGACAAUCACACUUCAGUCAUGCGCUUAUUAUUCAUUUGCGCUCACUGGCAUGGGCUUGCUAAACUUCGCAUGCACUCCGACCCAACACUUCAGCUGCUUGAUGAUCUGACAACUGAAAUUGGAAGCUCGUUACGUGAGUUUUCAAGCAUUGUUUGCCCCUCCUACAAAACUCGCGAACUCCCUCGUGAACUGGAGGCACGACAUCGCAGAGCUGCCAAACAGUCAAAAGCUGAUGGCGUCGCUGCACGAGGUGUCGAUCUAAGCAAUGCAGGCCAAACUGGACCACGUAUCAAAAAGUAUAACAUAGACACCUACAAGCACCACUCGCUUGGAGACUACGUCAAUGAAAUUCGAGAAAGAGGGACAACGGAUUCGUAUAGCACUGAGCCCGGAGAAUUGGAACACCGAACUCCGAAGGCGAGGUAUCGAAGGACCGACAAAAAGCUUUUUAUCAAGCAAUUGACGCAGAUUGAACGGCGCCAAACCCGUUUGCGGCGCCUCAGAAGAAAUUACUUUCCAACUUCACCCCUAUCUCACACUAAUAAGGAGAGAUUGAACAGGUCGGCCAAGGAUCACCAUCACAUCGGAAAAUCCGAAGCUCUCUAUGAAGAUAUUGGCUCGUUUCUUCGGACUCGCGUUGAUGACCCUGCCACAAAGAAUUUUCUCCCAAAACUCAAAACACAUUUGCUCCCUCGCAUCCAAGCUGCCAGAGUGCCAUCAGAUCUGGCCUACCUGAAUCAAGUUCAAGCUCCCCUGCACACUGUAGAUCCCCGGACACUCGACAAUGUGCUUUUCAAGUUUAAUCGCCUCUACUUUCACAAUACCAUGUGCAUCAAUUACACAACAUAUGACAUUCGCCGGGCCCAAGACACCAUCAACGUGAACACUGAGCGCCGAGAUAUAAUGGUUUUGUCAAAGAGUGACAGUUCUGGUACUGAUGAUUCUGAUGAGUCAUUGGCCUUCAUAUACGCAAGGGUUUUGGGGAUUUGUCAUGUCAAUGUGGUCCAAACUGGCGCUGCGACGCCAGACUACACCCCUCAAAGAUUCAACUUCUUGUGGGUUAGGUGGUUCAGAAGGGUCUCACCUGGCAGUUGGCGAGCACACAGACUAGAACGCAUCUCGUUUCCACCCAUGGCUGAUGAGUCUUCGUUCGGGUUCCUAGAUCCUAAUGAUGUUGUUCGGGCAUGUCACGUCAUUCCAGUGUUUUCGCUUGGGGUGCGGUAUCCCGACAGCCAGGGUCUCUCAGUCUGCGCCCGGGAUUCUACAGACUUUUGCCAAUAUUAUAUUGGCCGAUUUGCAGAUCGAGAUACGUUGAUGCGCUAUCAUGUUGGCCUCGGAAUUGGCCAUGUCGGCAGUAACAAUGGGGUCCUCCAUUCACAUGUCAUUGGGAGCGAUGCUGGCCAUAACUCAAACUUGGAGGUUGUUGAGAACAUUGACCAUCAACCUCACAGUCUGGAGUUGGGUGAUGAAGUUGAAGUUGAGGACCAGCUGGCAAAUUCUGACCAUCACGAUGACUCUUCAAAUGAUGAUGAGGAUGAUCUUGAUGAUGGGUAUGGAUCAGACGAUGAUUAUGAUAUGUCUCAUGCUAGGGACUCAGACCCCGGUUCAGAAUCUUUUGGCUCUGAGUCAGAGUAUGAUGACUAG
Messenger RNA from Laccaria bicolor S238N-H82, 3801 nucleotides. RefSeq lists its product as uncharacterized. NCBI's taxonomy places the organism in Eukaryota, Fungi, Basidiomycota, Agaricomycetes, Agaricales, Hydnangiaceae. The transcript has 10 exons. Bases 1 to 3801 code for a protein of 1266 amino acids. The record is from RefSeq and is a predicted model, not a curated record.